This is a messenger RNA of Colias croceus (clouded yellow), 2509 nucleotides long. It is a transcript of the gene Oct-TyrR, whose product is annotated as octopamine receptor. Gene Ontology annotation, biological process: adenylate cyclase-activating adrenergic receptor signaling pathway. Bases 506 to 1948 code for a protein of 480 amino acids. Gene Ontology annotation, molecular function: octopamine receptor activity. NCBI's taxonomy places the organism in Eukaryota, Metazoa, Arthropoda, Insecta, Lepidoptera, Pieridae. Gene Ontology annotation, cellular component: membrane. The transcript is spliced from 2 exons. The record is from RefSeq and is a predicted model, not a curated record.
GCAAACUUUUCUACGUUAUACCUAUUCGUAUAUUAUCGGUGUAUGACUUACAUUGAUUGUUUAUGAUAUGAGAAAUUAGUUUUUUAUGAAAUAAAUAUACUUUAGUUUUAUGUUUUUUUUAACAAUAGACAAUGGACCAUUUAAUGUCGUCUUAUUUUUCUUUCUUGAAGUUUGCGGUUAUUAAAAUGGGGAGUGAAACAAUAAACUGUUGGAAGAUGAAAAAUUGAUAUUGUCACAAAAAGGAUAAAAAGAACACAUUCAGCUUUUAGAGGUAAAUGGAACAAAACAACGAAGCGAUUUUGCGAGUUGUCGUUGAAACUCGCUAUGGCAUGCAGUGAAUUUUGUAUACGAAGAUGAUUUAAUCGUCAAUAUAUAAAAUGGAAUGUUCAUUCUUCGCUAACUAUAAUCCAAAAGCCAAUAAACGUUACUUUCGGAAGUGCCAUGUGAGAAUAUUCUCAGACAAUGUUAAUAAAGCGACGUGAAAUGAAGCUAGAAUAUUAAUAAAAUGGGUCAGACUAACACGCAUGUCUAUAAUAAUUACACUUCAUCAAAUUACUCGCAGCCCUAUGACAUAAUUGAGUUGGAUAAAGACGAUUGUGCGGUCGCUGAUGAUCCUAAAUAUCCUAGUAGCUUGGGGAUUACGCUUGCCGUGCCAGAAUGGGAGGCUAUUUGCACAGCCAUUGUUCUCACUCUAAUUAUUAUAUCUACGAUAGUUGGUAACAUCCUCGUAAUUCUCAGCGUGUUUACGUACAAACCACUGCGAAUAGUUCAAAAUUUCUUCAUUGUGUCACUCGCUGUAGCCGAUCUAACCGUUGCAAUAUUAGUCCUACCGCUAAACGUCGCUUAUUCAAUAUUAGGACAAUGGGUUUUCGGAAUUUAUGUGUGCAAAAUGUGGUUGACCUGCGACAUAAUGUGCUGCACGUCAUCGAUUUUGAACCUGUGCGCCAUCGCUUUGGACAGAUAUUGGGCAAUUACCGACCCUAUAAAUUACGCCCAAAAAAGGACUUUGGAAAGGGUGCUCUUAAUGAUCGGUAUAGUAUGGGUGCUAUCUCUCAUCAUUAGCUCCCCACCAUUGUUGGGAUGGAAUGAUUGGCCAGAAGUGUUUGAGCCCGACACGCCUUGUCGAUUGACAUCGCAGCCGGGUUUCGUUAUAUUUUCCUCGUCCGGAUCAUUUUAUAUUCCUUUAGUUAUAAUGACGGUGGUAUACUUCGAAAUAUAUUUGGCAACGAAGAAAAGAUUAAGAGAUCGCGCAAAAGCUACAAAAAUAAGCACUAUUUCAACUGGUAAAAGCAAAUACGCAGCAAAAGAUAGUGAUCAUCAUGACCAAGAUUCCGUCAGUUCCGAGGCUAAUCACAAUGAACAUCAAGGUGUCACGCGCCUUGUAUCUGAUAAUGAGAAGAAGAAAAAGCCCAAAAAACAGCCACAAGCUAAGAAAAAACCAGCAAAACGACGCUACUGGAGUAAAGAUGAUAAAUCACAGAACAAAUUAAUCGUCCCUAUAUUAUCAAAUGAAAAUUCUGUCAGCGACAUGGUAGAUAAUCCGGAAAAUCGUAACACGUCUUCAGAAAGCAAUUCCAAAGAGACCCACGAUGAAGAUAUAGAAAUCGUGGAAGCUGGCUCCACUAAAUCAUACAAACGUCCUAAACCUAAUCAACAAAAUACCGUUUAUCAGUUCAUUGAAGAAAAGCAACGAAUCUCAUUAACUCGUGAGCGGCGAGCUGCCAGAACUCUUGGAAUAAUAAUGGGAGUGUUUGUCGUGUGUUGGCUCCCAUUCUUCGUCUUAUAUCUCGUGAUACCGUUUUGUUCGAGCUGCUGCUUAUCAAACAAGUUCACAAACUUUGUUACAUGGCUCGGAUAUGUAAAUUCCGCUCUCAACCCUUUAAUAUAUACGAUAUUUAAUAUGGACUUUAGGAGAGCGUUCAAAAAAUUGCUUUGUAUAAAGCCGUGAGGUGUGCCAAGAAAUAAAGUGUAAAUAAUUAUGUAGUAUAGAAAAUGUAAUUUAUUUAUUGAACUUCUUAUUUGCUCAAUAUAAGAUUGGUGGUUAAUGUAAACUAGUAAGUUAGUAAGAAUAAGUAUUGAAAUAUCGAUAUAUGAUUGUAUGUAUGGGAAUAUCGAUAAUUUAUGAAAUAAAAUACUAACUGGAUGUAAUAUUCUUCUCUAAAUUGUAGGAAUAAACUUUCACUACUAGGCUGUUUAAUAAUAAUUUAACAAUUGUGUAAAUUUUAGAUGUAAAUUUUUGUGCAUAGCACGUUACGUAGAUGAUUGUAAUAUUCAAUUUAUUCCAUUCAUGUUAUUGAAUAUUAAACCCAACGAAAAAUGUAGUGUAAAUAUUUAUUGUCAUGUACAUAUCUUGACUUCGUGUAAAAAUAAUUUAAAACUUUUAAUCUGUAAUAACCUAGAAUAAUAAUAACUAGAUAAAACGAUAUUUAUUUGUUAGUAUUUUAAAGGUAAAACCUUAUGUUCCUUUAAAUUUUAUAAAUUACUUUUAUAAAGUAUAUCCCUUUGAAAU